CGAUAACCGCCCGCCACCAGCACCCCCUUGGCUAUCAUGACGUCGGUCGUGACCCUCAACGGCAUCGAUGUGUCCGCGCUGGACGAGCGCGAGUACGAGACCUUCACUCUUUGCAACUCUCUGCAAGUUCUGGUCAUCUCAGACCCCAAGACGGAGAAAUCCGCUGCCGCAAUGGACGUGCACGUGGGCCAUCAGAGCGAUCCGGAGGAGCUCCCGGGGCUUGCACACUUCCUGGAGCACAUGCUGUUCCUCGGCACAGCCAAAUAUCCGGAUGAGAACAGCUAUAAGAAGUUCCUGAGCUCUCACAGUGGCCGUAGCAACGCAUCGACGUCUCAAAUGCACACCAAUUUCUACUUCGACGUGCUAAGUGACCACUUGCACGAAGCUCUGGACCGUUUCUCGCAGUUCUUCAUCGCCCCGCUAUUCACUCCUGGAGCCACACAACGAGAAAUGAACGCCGUCAACUCGGAGAACGCCAAGAACCUGCAAAACGACCACCGACGACUGUAUCAACUGCAGAAAUCUCUGUCAAAUCCCGAUCACCCGUUCCACAAGUUCGGCACAGGCAAUCUAAAGACUCUGGGAACUAUUCCAAGCGAAAAAGGGAUCGACGUACGAGCAGCAUUGCUGGAUUUCCAUGCCACAUACUACUCAGCCAGUAUCAUGAAGCUCGUGAUCUGUGGCAAGGAGAGUUUAUCAACUUUGAAAGGCUGGGCAGAGGAGUUAUUCUCCGAGAUUAAGAACACAGGCCGGAGCUUCCCAACGUUCGGAGAUGCAGUGCCAUUUGACGAGUCGAGGCUCGCUCGUGUGGUGCACGUAGCUCCAGUCAAAGACCUUCGCGUCAUAGACGUAUCAUGGCCACUACCGUCGCUGCAUUGGGACUUUUUAACGAAACCCACGAAGAUCUUGUCCCAUUUAAUGGGUCACGAAGGUCCUGGCUCGAUUUUAAGCUACUUGAAGGCUCAGAAAUGGGCGAACGGACUCUCUGCUGGCCUGUUCCGUGACAACGAGGACUGGGGGUUAUUCUGCGUCAAAGUCGACGUGACGGAUACCGGUAUUGAGCAUGUAAAUGACGUCGUGGAAGCCGUGUAUCAAUACAUCCAGACUUUGCAACGUGAGGCUCCGUUUGAGCCCUGGAUCUUCCACGAGACACAAGACUUGGCGCUGCAAAACUUCCGCUUCAAGAGCAAGGAGAGUCCCAUCAACUACGCAAGCCACUUGGCGAACGUCAUGCAUCGCUAUCCGCCCAAGUACAUUUUGUCCGGUGGCUACAUCCUGUACGAAUACGACGGCGAUAAAGUCCAAAAGAUUCUGGACUUACUCACCCCUCAACGAAUGCGUCUCACAGUGGUAAGUAAGACGUUUGAAGGCAAGACACAGAAUGUGGAGAAGUGGUACCAGACUCCGUACUCGGAAGGCUCUAUUGACCCUGAAUUACUGCAGCGCUGGACGUCACCGCAGCCCAACCCGGCACUGAAGCUCCCUCAUCGCAACGAGUUCAUCUGCAGUGACUUCCGUAUCGUGACACCCUCUCGCUCAGCUGAAGACGCGGCUGUAUCUCCUCCGAUACUGCUGCAACAUGACGAGCAAUGUCGUCUCUGGUACAAGCCGGACACUCAGUUCCGCAAACCCAAGAUGCUGAUGCACUUCCUGUUCUACUCGCCGUCGCUGUCUUCCACUCCGUACCACGCAGUCCUCACGAGUUUAUUCGUACGCUAUCUCAAAGACAAGCUCACUGAGGUAUCUUACGAUGCAGAACUCGCUGGAAUGGAAUACGAGAUCGGCUUCAAUUCCCGCGCGUUGGAGCUGCAUGUUGGCGGAUAUUCCCACAAACUGCCCACGUUAUUAUGUAAGGUCCUCCAACAAAUGUUAGAGAUGACAAAAACCGAGUACAAGUACGAAGACGCUGUCUUUGAGCGCGUCAAGGACCGUACUAAACGCAUGUACGAGAACUUCUUUCUAGAAGAGCCUUACCAGCACGCUGUUCACGUCUGUAGCCAGCUGUUGGAGGUCUCGAAAUGGAGCGUGGACGACAAGAUCCGUGCCAUCGAGCACCUCAGUUUAUCCGACCUAGCGUCUCACAGUCAGUUCAUCUUCCAGCAGGUGUUCGUAGAGGGAUUCUUGUAUGGAAAUCUACAGCAAAACGCAGCUCCACCUUUGAUGCAACAAGUGCUGAACUACUUUAACUUCGGGAAAAGUGGAGGCACUUUCCCACUAUUUGCCAGUCAAGUGACCAAGCCGCGUGUUGUCCAACUCGCCGACUCCAGCGAGUAUCGUUUCCAACGUCGUGAAUGGAACGAAGCCAACCUCAACUCGGCCAUCUGCACUCUGUACCAGUUAGACUGCGAGACUGAAGGUACUACGAUGGCUCUGCGUGCUCGUCUCGAGCUGUUUGCGCACAUUUUCAAGGAACCGUGUUUUAAUCAGCUUCGUACUCAAGAACAGCUCGGUUACCUCGUGUUCUCCGGUAUUUUACGCACUGAGGGCGUCGAUUACUUCCGUAUCCUGAUUCAAUCCGACGUGGCAUCUCCACAACUGCUGGACCAGCGUAUCGAGUUGUUUGUGGCUCGAUUCCGAUCGAUUAUUGCGGAAAUGCCGUUAGAAACGUGGCAGAAGCAGGUGAAUGCAGUGGUCAAGGCCUUACUGGAGAAGCCCAAGCACGAGCUGGAGGAAUCCAUGCGUGCGUGGCGGGAGAUUGCCAACGAGACGUUCGUGUUCGACCGUAGACAGCUCGUGGCCGCUGUAGUGUCGACUCUACAGCCUCGUGACCUCGUGGCGUUCUUCGACUCGUUCAUCGCUGUCAAUGGCGAGCGGAGGAGUAAACUCAGUAUCUGUCUGUAUGGAGCAAAGCACCCGUUCCCCGAGCUUGUAGCGGACGAGAGCUCGAGUUCUACUGUCAGGUCCACGGGUCUGACUGCAGCGAUGCUCCUGCAGCAACAAGUGGAGAACGAGAGGGUGAAUGUGGUCAAGGUGAUCGACGAUGUUGCUGCGUUUAAGCAGCAGAUGCCGCUGUUCCCGGAGCGAGCCACCAGCAAACCCACUACCGCUAGACUUUAGACUCUACAUGUAGACUUGACGCUAGCUGCGUAAAUAUACGCGCUCAUAAUGAAGAAGAGAAGACAAAUGCAAGUUGAAGAGCUC
Phytophthora nicotianae INRA-310 is the source of this 3141-nucleotide messenger RNA. RefSeq lists its product as hypothetical. Bases 37 to 3057 code for a protein of 1006 amino acids. Gene Ontology annotation, cellular component: cytosol; mitochondrion. Gene Ontology annotation, molecular function: metalloendopeptidase activity; metal ion binding. The record is from RefSeq and is a predicted model, not a curated record. The transcript has a single exon. Gene Ontology annotation, biological process: peptide catabolic process. Lineage: Eukaryota; Oomycota; Peronosporomycetes; Peronosporales; Peronosporaceae.